AUGGAACAAGCAGACUCACGACAGUUGUUCAACACUUCUUGGACCAUCCACCGUCUUUCUCCUCUCCAUCAUGGGAAGGACUGUGAAACCCUCCUAGACAACCAGGUCGCCUUAAAAACAUACGCAACGCGUCUACGUGACCAUAUCACAGGUGAUGUUCUUGCUGGUAUUCAUAUAAGCACUGGUGCAGCAGACGACAACGCGCUCUCCAAGACAGGCGCCCUUAAAGAUUGUCUAUGGCGGCCAAUAUCUCAAUCACUGCGCGACGAAGCGCCAAGCAGAUCCCAGAAUACGGGAUUUCCUGGUAUUCUAGUAACGCUAGAAUACGAAAACAUCGUCUACAAAGCAGCUUUGCUCGCAGACACAGAAUCAUCCCAAAAUGAGCGCACGGGAUCCACAUCUCUUCCACUCCUUCUAACCAGAUUCCCAACUGCGCUCCGGCAAACAUUCCUCACAUUCCUAUCUACCAAUUUCGACACUUACUGCUCGCCACUCCGACUGCCGUCAAGUUUUCUCUGUACAGGUCUAGAGACAUACGUCGAUACUCUGCGCGCUCAUCAGUCAAGUAUGAGUGACACAGUCGAAAAUGUUAUCAAAGAGUUACAGCUCACGUUGUCCUUUUCAUCAUCAAUCGCACCAGCGCUGAGAUCUCUCAAUAUUAGCGUUGCACGCGCUUCAUUGGCUGGCUUCCUGCACGAUCAGCCUGGACAACCGGCACCGAAGCCACGCAGUCUGCAGCAUAAACUGCGCAACCCUUUCAUCCCCAAUCUUACUUCGUACCUAGAGACAAACCUUGCCAUGAAGCUGGAUCUGGAUGGGUCGUCUUCGGACCAGGUUGCGAAGCAGCAUGUGCGACUCUCGAAGGUUGCAUGUGCUGCUUUCGUUCUGGGCAGUGAAGGGCGUGUGAAACUGGUUGUGGCUGCUGACAGGGAUGCUGGGGAUGGAGAUGAGAGCUCUCGAGCUCGAGGCGACCAACAUGCACUUGCUUUGGAGGCAGGGGAAUCACUUCUACGGUCGGUGAUCCGCAAGGCUGUUGUGGGGGAUCAUUUGGCUACGUGA
This is a messenger RNA of Penicillium coprophilum, 1059 nucleotides long. RefSeq lists its product as uncharacterized. The record is from RefSeq and is a predicted model, not a curated record. NCBI's taxonomy places the organism in Eukaryota, Fungi, Ascomycota, Eurotiomycetes, Eurotiales, Aspergillaceae. The transcript has a single exon. Bases 1 to 1059 code for a protein of 352 amino acids.